Messenger RNA from Fusarium subglutinans, 483 nucleotides. Its product is annotated as cytochrome b5. Gene Ontology annotation, molecular function: heme binding. The transcript has 2 exons. Gene Ontology annotation, biological process: sterol biosynthetic process. The coding region runs from base 1 to 483 and encodes 160 amino acids. The record is from RefSeq and is a predicted model, not a curated record. Lineage: Eukaryota; Fungi; Ascomycota; Sordariomycetes; Hypocreales; Nectriaceae. Gene Ontology annotation, cellular component: endoplasmic reticulum membrane; intracellular membrane-bounded organelle.
AUGUCCGCGAAGAAGGAGUUCACCAUGCAGGAUGUUGCUGAGCACAACACCUCCAGUGACAUCUACAUGGUUGUUCACGACAAGGUCUACGACUGCACCAAGUUCCUCGACGAGCAUCCCGGUGGUGAGGAGGUCAUGCUCGACGUUGCUGGUCAGGACGCCACCGAGGCUUUCGAGGAUGUUGGCCACAGUGACGAGGCCCGAGAGGUUCUCGACGGUCUUCUCGUCGGUGAGCUCAAGCGUCUGGUGAGUAACAGAGCCCUUUAUCUCGAUGGAGCAAACGCUAACAUGUGCCCGUUACAGCCUGGUGACGAGGGCCCCAAGCGUCAAAUCGCCAACUCGAACCAGGGGAGCGGCACGUCUGAUCCCGCCGGCUCCAGCUUGAACACAUAUGCCAUUGUUGUCGCCGUUGGUUUCAUCGCCUACGUUGCCUACAACUAUCUCCAGAAGCAGCAAGAGGCUCAAGGGCAAGCCUCCGCAUAA